AUGAACCGCUCAUUCUGUGACCAUGUAAUUUUUGUCUGGCCAUGGAAGGGUGUUCUGGUUAAUGUGCCUACUGAAUGGAAGAGUGGGCGCCACGUUGGAGAAAGUGGAUACCUCUUGAGGGAGCAGCUCUCGGAGUUUUGCCCCAAGAAGGUUAUACCUUUGUGGGACAGAAAAAGAGGCCAUACAGGGAGUGCCAUUGUUGAGUUUAAAAGCGAUUGGAGUGGUUUAAAAAAUGCAUUGGACUUUGAAAACCACUUCGAGGCACAAGGAUGUGGCGAAAAGCUCUGGAAGGAGAAGUACAAAGGGUCAGAGAUCUUUGGUUGGGUUGCGAGAGCCAAUGAUUUCAGAUCUCACGGGCCUAUUGGGGCCUAUGUGCGGAAGUACGGUGAUCUUAAAACCCUCGCUGACUGUAAGAAUGAUGAAGAGCGUAAAAGUCGCAAACUCGAAGCAAGUUUUGUUAUCCAAGUUGAGGUAAUGGGAAGACAUGUUCAAGACGUUGAAUGCAAGAACAAUGAAACAGCCGAAUUGCUUGGUAGAUUGGAGGCAGAUAUGAAGAAGCUCCAUUGGUCUCACGAUGAAGAAAUUCGUAAGAUCCAACAACGCGCUCGCAGAGAUAAACAGAAGAUCAUUGACGAGAAUCAAAAGCUCCGUUUAGAAUUGGAGGACAAGACUCGGGAGCUUGACUCAAAAUCUAGGCAGCUUGAUGAGCAAGCUGCACAAAGUGACUUUGACAAAAGAAUCCUUCAGCAAGAGAUGGAAAAGCAUGAAGUUGAAACAAAUCAUGUUACCAUGGGAAUAUUGGAGCACUUCAAGGUCCAUGAAAAUUUGGUGGAGCUUGCGGAAGAACACAAGAGGGAGGAUAAAAUCGCUCUAGACAAGGAGCUUGAGUUACAAAAGAUAAUGCUUGACAGGCAGGCCCUAGAGAUUGAAGUGAAACAGCUGCAGGGCCAACUGGAAGUAAUGAAGAUGAUGCCAGGUGAGGAAGACUCCAAGAAGAAAAUAUUAGAAGAUCUUCGUGCGAAGCUAGAAGAGAAGCGUGAGGAAAAGGUUCAGGAGGAUAUGAUUACCAGGCAAACAGAUCUCAACAAUGAGUUGCAGCCUGCUCGGAAGAAGCUAAUAAACGGUUUCCUGGAACCUACAUCUGGUUGAGCAAAUAUAGGCAUCAAAAGAAUUGGCAAGCUUGAUGUCAAAUCAUUUGUAAAUGCUUGCACAAAGAAGUUGUCGAAGGAGGAUGCAGAAUUUACUGCUGUCACUCUUUGUUCAAAGUGGGAGGCUGAGAUUGAAAAUAGGUCUGCCAUGGUUGACGGGAAAAGCACGUUAUCUCCGAGGACGAUGAGAUGCUCCGAGAACUAAAAGAAGAGUACGGCGAAGAAAUC
Molecule: messenger RNA, 1376 nt
Organism: Brachypodium distachyon (stiff brome)
Lineage: Eukaryota; Viridiplantae; Streptophyta; Magnoliopsida; Poales; Poaceae
Product: factor of DNA methylation 1
Exons: 7
Coding region: 1-1149 (382 amino acids)
Biological process (GO): gene silencing by siRNA-directed DNA methylation
Source: RefSeq, a predicted model, not a curated record